Messenger RNA from Kalmanozyma brasiliensis GHG001, 1152 nucleotides. RefSeq names its product PWI domain protein. NCBI's taxonomy places the organism in Eukaryota, Fungi, Basidiomycota, Ustilaginomycetes, Ustilaginales. The coding region runs from base 1 to 1152 and encodes 383 amino acids. Gene Ontology annotation, biological process: regulation of mRNA splicing, via spliceosome; mRNA processing. The record is from RefSeq and is a predicted model, not a curated record. The transcript has a single exon. Gene Ontology annotation, molecular function: RNA binding. Gene Ontology annotation, cellular component: spliceosomal complex.
AUGGGCGAUUCAUCGUACAAAGGCGUCUCCGCAUCGCAAGACUCUCGCUUUACGGAUAAGCAAUCCGUCCUGCUGCGCAAGCUCACCUUCCCCGCCUCCUUCUCUACCAAAGUCGACAUGACCCGAGUCGAACUUUCGGUGAUCCGCCCUUGGAUCUCGCGCCGCAUCACUACGCUGCUGGGCUUCGAGGACGAUGUGGUGCUCGAGUACGCCACCGGCAUGUUGGAGGAGGAGCGCUUUCCGGAUCCGAGGAAGGUGCAGAUCCAGCUUAUGGGCUUUUUGGAGGGCCAAACGGCGGGGUUUAUGGAGGAGCUGUGGGAGCUGUUGGUGAGCGCACAGGAGAGUGUGGGGGGUGUACCGAGGAGGUUUGUGGAGGAGAAGAAGGAGGAGUUGCGCGUCAAGAGGGAGGAGGGAGAGAGGGUUGUUAGAGAGGCUAGGGAGAGGGCGGCGAGGGCGGCCGAGGCGGGAGGCGCGAGGGGACAGGAGGGAAAGAGACGGUCGAGGUGGGAUGCCGGCCCGACAUCGUCGACUUCGGACAGUGUAGCAGUGGACACGAGGCCACCAGCAUAUGGUGCGGACAGAAGACUCAACAACGGAGGCGAGUAUCGCAGGCGGGAACCGCCAAGCAGGUCCGAAUGGAACCGCCGCCGAGACGAUGACCACCGCAAUGGUACGCAGCGCAGUCGAGACUCAGGCUGGGGAUCUCGAGCUCCUCCACCGCCUCGCGAAGACACCGCCUUCCGUGACAGUCAGACCCGUCGCUCGCCCUCGCCUCCACCACGCCAUCGACGAAGAUCGCCGUCCCCACCGCCACGACAGCGAGACCCUCCGCGCACGCGGUCAAGAUCUCGCUCGGUCACGCCAGACUAUCGUGCGGAGAUGCGUGACCGUAAACAACGAGAUCGUCCUUCAAAGGGCACUGCUGACUCUCUCGAGCACGACGAUCGGCAUUCGCGAGCGCGGGAGGACGAAAGCGGUCGGCGUGAACGUCGGCGGGAUCGAGAUACACAAGGUCGGGCUGUCGAGGCGGAAGGUUCCAGGAGAAAGCCUCCGCGAGAAGACGAUCGCGAGGAAGAGGCAGAGCGGGAAAGAGACCUCAGAGACAAGCUUCUGCGCGCAAAGGCUUCCCGCAGCUCCCAGCGCUCCGAUUGA